UGGUGAAAUGAGAUGAGGUAGAGAUUUCCUGCCAUUUCUCUGGUGGCCACGUCUCCUCCAUUUCCCCCCAGAUUUUCAUCUUCUGGCCUACAACCUCAGUCUCUCCAAAUAUCUCCAUAUAUCUCCAACCCUAAUCACAAACCCACUCCUCUCCCUUCCAGAAAUUCUAUUCUAACCACAUUCCAAACAACUCAACCCUUCCAUUCUCAUUGCAUUCCGGAUGGCCACCACUUCAUUGCUCCAGUUCAAUCCAUACCCAUUCACCAAAACCUCUAAACCCCCCUUCACAAAAUUCUCACACUUUCAUCUCCGCACCCUCCCUACUCAUUCCACCCAUUUCCACCCUCUUCGAUUCUACAAAUUCCCCAAAAAAUUUGCACUUAGAUGUUUUAAUUCCAUGAGGAAUAAUUCAAGGAAACCCAGUUUUGAAUUUGAUUGCGAUUCGAUUGGGGCUAAACUUAAGUCUAUGAUCCCAUUUUCUUUUGGGGUUUUUGCCGAAUCGCUAUUGAAAGCCGUUAAGACAUUGAGGAAGCCAGCAGUGGUGGCGGUGAUACUGGGGUUGCUCUUGAUGUACGAUCCCAAUUCCGCAUUGGCGGCAUCCGGAGGCCGGAUGGGCGGGAGGUCAUUUUCUUCGGGUUCCUCGUCGUCCUCCAGGAGUUAUAGGACGGCACCAAGUGGGGGUUUAUCUUAUUCAGCGCCGUAUUUCGGGCCUUCGCCUUUCAGUGGUGGUGGGGUUUAUGUUGGGCCAGCAGUGGGGGUUGGAGUUGGGGCAGGUUCUAGUUUUUUCCUGAUCCUGAUGGGGUUUGCGGCCUUUAUGUUGGUUUCUGGGUUCCUUUCGGAUCGGUCCGAGGGCGUUCUUACCGCCACCGAUAAAACUACUGUUCUCAAACUUCAGAUUGGGUUGUUGGGCAUGGCGAGGGAACUUCAGAGAGAUCUUAAUCUGAUUGCAGAAACUGCAGAUACAUCCACCACAGAGGGUUUGAGCUAUAUAUUGACAGAAACAACAUUAGCUUUGCUUCGGCAUCCAGAUUAUUGUAUCUCUGGAUAUUCGUCUGUGGAUGUGAAGCGGAGUAUUGAGGAGGGGGAGAAACGCUUCAAUCGGCUUUCUCUUGAAGAGCGGGGAAAAUUUGAUGAAGAGACACUUGUCAAUGUAAACAACAUAAAGAAGCAAAGCACAACCAGUCACAGAGUUAGUGGAUUCCGCAAUGAGUACAUAGUGAUAACAAUCUUGGUGGCUGCUGAAGGAGUACAUAAAUUGCCCACCAUCAAUGGCAGUGGAGACUUGAAGGAAGCCUUGCAAAAGCUUGGCUCCAUCCCUUCGAGCAGAACACUGGCGGUUGAGGUGUUGUGGACACCUCAGAAUGAAAAUGACACACUAUCAGAGCGGGAACUACUUGAAGAUUACCCACUUUUGAGGCCUCUAUAAAUAACUGGCUGUCUUGUAUUUCUUAGUAAGAGGUAUGGGCUAAAACUGCUUUUUGCAUUUGAAGUUCUAUUUGUAGAGAGGAAAAUUGUCUAUAAUAUAGAAAUUUUUACUCUUCCAAGGUUGAAAAGAUGUAUCAUACUGAAUUUGUACAUUUGUAAGCAUAGAGGAGGUAUAUUCACAUGGUAACAAGAUCUUAUUUUAUCAA
Molecule: messenger RNA, 1631 nt
Organism: Vitis vinifera (wine grape)
Lineage: Eukaryota; Viridiplantae; Streptophyta; Magnoliopsida; Vitales; Vitaceae
Exons: 6
Coding region: 221-1426 (401 amino acids)
Cellular component (GO): chloroplast
Source: RefSeq, a predicted model, not a curated record